Messenger RNA from Lolium rigidum, 1445 nucleotides. Its product is annotated as chaperone protein dnaJ 1, mitochondrial-like. Lineage: Eukaryota; Viridiplantae; Streptophyta; Magnoliopsida; Poales; Poaceae. Gene Ontology annotation, cellular component: cytoplasm. The coding region runs from base 1 to 1425 and encodes 474 amino acids. The record is from RefSeq and is a predicted model, not a curated record. The transcript has 19 exons. Gene Ontology annotation, biological process: response to heat; protein refolding. Gene Ontology annotation, molecular function: ATP binding; heat shock protein binding.
AUGGGCCGGUUCGGCUGGGUCCGGCUCGCGUCGAGGUCCCUCGCGCUCCGCUCCGGCGAGGUGUCUGCGCGGAGGAGCAUAUGGGUUCGGCCGUCUGCACCUUGCAGCUCUAGUGGCACAUCUAUCGCUGAUAGAUGCUAUGGUCGAUCCAUCUUGACAUCAUCUGUAUUGAGCAGGUUUUUUCAUUCUACAGGUCAAUGUUAUUCGAUGGAGAAGGACUACUACAAAAUUCUUGGUGUUCGUAAAGAUGCCUCACAGGAUGACAUAAAGAAAGCUUUUCAUUCUCUUGCAAAGAAGCACCAUCCAGACACAAAUAGGGGAAAUGCUGCUGCAAAAAGGACGUUUCAGGAAGUAAGAGACGCAUAUGAGACUUUACGGGAUCCUUCAAAGAGACAGCAGUAUGAUCUGCUAUUUUCUAGAGGCUCAGACGAAAGUUCCACAAGGGAUAGGGGGGAGUUUGAUGGAUCCUAUCAAGAUCCAUUUUCAGGAUUCAACAAACAGAACCAUGACCCUUUUGCAGAGUUCUACAGACAAAAUGAUGGUCCUUUCUCUAGUCAAUUUUACAAAAUAUUCUCUGAGGUUUUCGAGCAUGAUUUAGAUGCCCAUGCCACUGAUAUUGAGGUAGACUUGGAUCUAUCUUUUGCUGAAGCUGCUAGAGGAUGCACGAAGAAAGUUCCCUUCAGUGCAAAAAAUCUUUGCUACUCAUGUGAUGGGAGAGGGUACUUGGCAAAUGCAAGAAAAUAUGUUUGUCCUUCAUGUAAAGGUGUAGGAAAAGUUAGUAUGUAUCCAUUCACAUCCAUUUGUACUUCUUGCAGAGGCUUUGGGAAAGUAAUUAAGGAUUACUGCCUGACAUGCAAAGGUUCAGGGGUGAUAGAUGGUAUGAAAUAUGCAAAUGUGACCAUUCCAGCAGGAGUUGAUUCUGGUGAUACAAUUCAUGUACGGGAGGCUGGAAAUAGUGGUGGACAUGGGGCCUUACCUGGAAGUCUAUAUAUUAAGCUUCGAGUAGCAAGUGAUCCAGUGUUUGUUCGAGAUGGUGCUGAUGUCCAUGUGGACAAAAAGAUAAGCUUCACACAGGCAAUGCUCGGUGGAAAAGUUGAAGUGCCCACUUUAGAUGGUAAAACAGAAAUUAAGAUACCCAAAGGAGUUCAGCCAGGGCAAGUUGUAGUUUUAAGGGGGAAAGGAUUGCCAAACCUGUCAGGAUAUUUCGGGGACCAACAUGUCCGAUUCAGAAUACAUUUUCCCUCGAAGGUUAACGAACAUCAGCGUGCACUGUUGGAAGAAUUUGCAGUAGAGGAAGCCAUAAAAGAACAAAGUUCUUUUGCAGCGGGAAACUGGUUGGAGCUAAUUGUUGAAAGUAUGAAGAGCCAAACUUUCAUGCUCGGGCUUGGCUUCGUCAUAUUGAUUUUUCUGAUGCUGAGGCACUGAGAAGGGGUUUUCAAAGCUAC